UGCUUUAGUAUGACAAAGCUGCUAUCAAGUUUUAGCCUCAGGCUGCCAAAAUCUGAGCCUGGAACUUGCCCAGAUAGGUGUUAAGCAACAUGGGAAGUGAAGACUGAAGUUCCAUCAUGAUCGGAGGCUUGUUCAUUUAUAAUCACAAGGGAGAGGUUUUAAUCUCUCGUGUCUACCGGGAUGACAUCGGGCGCAAUGCUGUGGACGCCUUCCGCGUCAAUGUCAUCCACGCACGGCAGCAGGUGCGCUCGCCUGUCACCAACAUCGCCCGCACAAGUUUCUUCCAUGUCAAACGCUCCAACAUCUGGCUGGCUGCUGUCACCAAGCAGAAUGUCAAUGCUGCCAUGGUAUUCGAGUUUCUUUACAAGAUGUGUGACGUGAUGACUGCCUACUUCGGGAAGAUCAGUGAGGAGAACAUAAAGAACAACUUUGUGCUGAUCUAUGAGCUGCUGGAUGAAAUCCUGGACUUUGGCUAUCCUCAGAACUCUGAAACAGGGGCCCUGAAGACUUUCAUCACUCAGCAAGGCAUCAAGAGUCAGACCAAGGAAGAGCAGUCCCAGAUCACUAGCCAGGUGACUGGACAGAUUGGAUGGAGACGUGAAGGAAUCAAAUACCGUCGUAAUGAACUCUUUCUUGAUGUGCUGGAGAGUGUGAAUCUCUUAAUGUCCCCACAGGGUCAGGUUUUGAGUGCCCAUGUCUCAGGCAGAGUGGUGAUGAAGAGUUAUCUGAGUGGAAUGCCAGAGUGCAAGUUUGGCAUGAAUGACAAGAUUGUCAUUGAAAAACAGGGCAAAGGGACUGCGGAUGAAACGGGGAAAAGCGGCAAACAGUCAAUUGCCAUUGAUGACUGCACUUUCCACCAGUGUGUGAGGCUCAGCAAGUUUGAUUCUGAGAGGAGCAUCAGCUUCAUUCCACCAGAUGGAGAAUUUGAGCUCAUGAGAUACCGAACCACAAAAGACAUUAUCCUUCCCUUCCGUGUGAUCCCACUGGUGCGGGAGGUGGGCCGGACCAAGCUGGAAGUGAAGGUGGUGAUCAAAUCAAAUUUCAAACCUUCCUUGCUGGCCCAGAAGAUAGAGGUCCGGAUCCCAACACCCCUCAAUACCAGUGGAGUGCAAGUCAUCUGCAUGAAAGGGAAGGCAAAGUACAAGGCCAGUGAGAAUGCCAUUGUCUGGAAGAUAAAACGUAUGGCUGGAAUGAAGGAAUCCCAGAUCAGUGCAGAGAUUGAACUGCUGCCCACCAAUGACAAGAAGAAGUGGGCUCGGCCUCCCAUCUCCAUGAACUUUGAGGUCCCAUUUGCACCCUCUGGGCUGAAGGUGCGCUACCUGAAAGUCUUUGAGCCAAAGCUGAACUACAGUGACCAUGAUGUGAUAAAAUGGGUGAGGUACAUUGGCAGGAGUGGGAUCUACGAGACCAGAUGCUAGCCCCAGCAGGCUGGCGGGCUCCCUCUUCUCCAAGCCAUGCUCUGCCUCUCCUCGGUCUUCAACUACAUUCAGAGAUGUCUGCCUGGCCCCUCGACGCAGAUUGAAAGACCCUGUGGCUCACCCCGGGAGUGGACUCGCCUGCCUGUGUUCAGUUUCCACCCACGCUGCAGAUGAAGUUCAGAACCCAGUCACGUGCAGGGGUGCAGUCAGCCUCCUGCUCCCCGUCCCAGGGUGGGCAAGGGCUAGUCUAACUCCCAUCCUCUCGUGAUCUUUCUAGGGAACGUCCACCAUUAAACUCCUCUUCUGUUGGUGUCUCA
Molecule: messenger RNA, 1735 nt
Organism: Cinclus cinclus
Lineage: Eukaryota; Metazoa; Chordata; Aves; Passeriformes; Cinclidae
Gene: AP2M1
Product: adaptor related protein complex 2 subunit mu 1
Exons: 11
Coding region: 117-1418 (433 amino acids)
Biological process (GO): clathrin-dependent endocytosis; intracellular protein transport
Cellular component (GO): cytoplasmic vesicle; AP-2 adaptor complex
Molecular function (GO): clathrin-cargo adaptor activity
Source: RefSeq, a predicted model, not a curated record